AUGUACAAAUCAGACUUCGGGGCCCUUUGGUUAGUUUCAGAGAGCAACUCCUACCUCUUUCAAGCUUAUACCUUAGCUCCCACCAGAGGAAUGGCAGGCCAGAACCUCAGUCAGGAAAGGAACAGUCAUAUUAAACAGUGUCCCAAUGUCCAUUCAAAGGAAGAUAAACUAUGUUCUGGAAAGAAAGGAGAUAUCGAGGCAGAAAAACAUAAUAAAAACCAAAAAGAAAGAAAUGUCACCACACAGGUAUCAAAGAAUGAAAUCAAACAAUUUUUAUCGCAUACAUUGGAACAAAGAAAAUUGAAUAAAGUAAUCAAUAAAAGAGAAACUCUCUUAGGAAAAAAGAAGAAUCAACGUAAAUUAAGAAUAAAAGGAAUUCAAAAUAAAGAUCUUUUGAAAAGAAAUAAAAAUCAUUCAAAAAAGCCAGCAAAGAAAAAUUUCACAGAUGAAGGAGAUCAGCUUUUUAAGAUGGGCAUCAAGAUUCUCCAGCAGUCUAGAAACCAAAAACAAAAAGAAGAAGCCUACAUACUGUUUGCCAAAGCAGCUGACAUGGGAAAUUUGAAAGCUAUGGAGAAAAUGGCUGAUGCUUUGCUAUUUGGAAAUGUUGGCACGCAAAACAUAACAGCAGCUAUCCAAUUAUAUGAGUCCUUGGCUAAAGAAGGAUCCUAUAAAGCCCAAAACGCAUUAGGAUUUUUGUCUUCUUAUGGAAUAGGAAUGGAAUACAAUCAAGCCAAGGCACUGAUAUAUUACACCUUUGGAAGUGCUGGAGGAAGCAUGAUGUCCCAGAUGAUUUUGGGGUACAGAUAUUUGUCAGGAAUCAAUGUUCUACAGAAUUGUGAAGUUGCGCUAAAUCAUUACAAGAAAGUGGCAGAUUAUAUUGCUGACAAAUUGGAAAAAAGUGAAGGUAUUCCAGUGGAAAAAGUGAGACUAACUGAGAGACCUGAAAAUCUGAGUUCUAACAGUGAGAUUUUGGAUUGGGACAUAUACCAAUACUAUAAAUUUUUGGCAGAAAGAGGAGAUGUUCAGCUACAAGUAUCUCUUGGACAAUUACAUCUCAUUGGGAGAAAAGGUCUAGAUCAGGAUUACUACAAAGCAUUAUAUUACUUCUUAAAGGCAGCAAAGGCCGGGAGUGCAAAUGCCAUGGCAUUUAUAGGAAAGAUGUAUUUAGAGGGUAAUGCUGCAGCACCACAAAGUAAUGCUACUGCCUUCAAGUACUUUUCCAUGGCAGCCAACAAGGGCAAUGCAAUUGGUCUUCAUGGGCUCGGUCUUCUUUACUUUUAUGGGAAAGGAGUUCCCGUGAACUAUGCUGAAGCACUUAAAUACUUUCAGAAAGCUGCAGAGAAAGGAUGGCCUAAUGCACAGUUUCAGUUAGGAUUCAUGUACUACUCUGGCUCUGGAGUAUGGAAGGACUAUAAACUUGCCUUCAAAUAUUUUUACUUGGCAUCUCAGAGUGGGCAGCCCCUCGCCAUUUAUUAUCUGGCCGAGAUGUACGCGACAGGAACAGGAGUGUUAAGAUCGUGCAGAACUGCUGUGGAGCUUUAUAAAGGUGUCUGUGAACUAGGCCACUGGGCUGAGAAAUUCCUGACAGCAUACUUUGCCUAUAAGGAUGGUGAUAUAGAUUCUUCUCUUGUUCAGUAUGCACUACUUGCAGAAAUGGGAUAUGAAGUAGCCCAAAGCAAUUCAGCAUUCAUUUUGGAAUCUAAAAAGGCUAAAAUUCUUGAAAAAGAGAAGAUGUACCCAAUGGCACUUCUCCUAUGGAAUCGAGCUGCCAUUCAAGGCAAUGCGUUCGCUAGAGUAAAAAUUGGAGAUUACCAUUACUAUGGCUACGGGACUAAGAAAGACUAUCAAACAGCAGCUACACAUUACAGCAUUGCAGCUGACAAAUACCACAAUGCACAAGCCAUGUUCAAUCUGGCCUACAUGUAUGAACACGGUUUAGGUAUUGCAAAGGACAUUCACUUGGCCAGGAGAUUAUAUGAUAUGGCUGCUCAAACAAGUCCAGAUGCUCGCAUACCCGUGUUCUUUGCCCUCAUGAGACUGGAAACUGUGCAUUUGCUCCAAGAUAUCCUGUUUUUUAAUUUUACAAUGAGACGGAAAUGGAAGAAAUUGGACAACACCCUUGGACCAUACUGGGAUUUAUUUGUGAUUGGCCUAAUUGUUGCUAUGCUGAUCUUCUUGCUUAGAAAUCGCUACCGGUAG
Messenger RNA from Equus quagga, 2199 nucleotides. It is a transcript of the gene SEL1L2, whose product is annotated as SEL1L2 adaptor subunit of ERAD E3 ligase. The record is from RefSeq and is a predicted model, not a curated record. NCBI's taxonomy places the organism in Eukaryota, Metazoa, Chordata, Mammalia, Perissodactyla, Equidae. The transcript has 21 exons. Gene Ontology annotation, molecular function: protein binding. Gene Ontology annotation, biological process: ERAD pathway. The coding region runs from base 1 to 2199 and encodes 732 amino acids. Gene Ontology annotation, cellular component: endoplasmic reticulum membrane.